Molecule: messenger RNA, 3864 nt
Organism: Cryptotermes secundus
Lineage: Eukaryota; Metazoa; Arthropoda; Insecta; Blattodea; Kalotermitidae
Product: scoloptoxin SSD14
Exons: 11
Coding region: 353-2134 (593 amino acids)
Biological process (GO): glutathione catabolic process
Cellular component (GO): plasma membrane
Molecular function (GO): glutathione gamma-glutamate hydrolase
Source: RefSeq, a predicted model, not a curated record
ACAUGCCUUUCUCGCGCCCUACUUUCCGUACAUGCAGGUGCCACGACUUCUCGCACGUGUUUUACGAACUUUUAUAACGAAGCAAACGUGUUCAUAUUUUCACGUCAACCGAUCGCGAACUCGCUUGUCCGAAGCACCUUACUAGUCCUCGAUUCGAAAUCCCUUCGGAACAAAAACGAACACCUGCCAACGGGAACGGAAACAAAAAACGAUUGCAACGUCAUUCAUUGGUUCGGGGACCAUCAGCUGCCGGACGUUUGCCAGAGCCCGCCUUCCCGGCUGACAGUUGCGGCAGUGUUCGAAUAACGAAUAUUCUCGACAGCAGAGCCGGUUUCUGAAAGUCGCACACAUCAUGUUUGCGAAGAGGCCUAGGAUAAGAAGAUGUACUCUGUUGGUGAUUGGUGCAACGCUUGUCAUCUUUGCUGUGACAGUUGUGGGAAUGUAUUUAGGCCUUCACUCCAAUGAUGAAACACCAGAAAGUUCACUAAAUCCACCAGACCCAACAAGUCCAAUUCCACCUUCAGAUUCGGAACUGGGCAUCUAUUGGAAUGCAGCAGUGGCUACAAAUGGGUACCCAUGUGCCAUCAUUGGCAGGGAUAUCCUAAUGAAGAAUGGCUCUGCAGUGGAAGCAGCCAUAGCGACGUUGUUUUGUGAAGGCGUUGUUUGUGUUCAGAGCAUGGGACUUGGUGGCGGCUUCCUCAUGACUGUCUACAAACGAGACACUGGAGAAGUUCGAACACUGAAUGCUCGAGAAGUGGCUCCCAAAGCUGCCAAUGAAACCAUGUUCAAUGGGAAUUCCACACUCUCAACUGUUGGGGGGCUGUCUGUAGCAGUUCCAGGGGAAUUAAUGGGGUACUGGGAAGCAUAUAAAGAAUACAAAAGUGGUAAUGUGGAGUGGGGAGAACUUGUGCAGCCAACUAUUGACUUAUGCAGAGAGGGCAUCACAGUUACUCCAUACCUAGCAAACAUACUGAAAGAGAAUGAAGAAGAUAUAAAAAAGAGUGCUACACUAAGAAUUCUGGAAAACAGUGAAACAAAUAGUGUUUGGAAAGCAGGAGACAAAUACAAACGAUUAAAAUUGGCUAAAACAUUGGAGCUUAUCAGAGACUCAGGUGCUUCAGUACUGUACAAUGGUUCACUUACUGAAAGUUUUGUUAAAGACAUAAAGGAUUUGGGUGGUAUCAUCACAGAGGAAGAUAUGAAUGAAUAUCAGGUCACUUGGGCUGCUCCUGUAACUGCCAAUCUGAUAAACAAUGUUACAAUGUACUCUGUACCUCCUCCAGGGUCUGGAGUUCUUCUUGCUCUAAUUCUCAAUAUUCUAAAUGGCAUAGUUCCUCAUGAGAAUAAUAUCACAACAUACCAAAGAAUCACUGAGGCUUUUAAGUAUGGCUUUGGGAAAAGAACACAGCUAGGAGAUCCAGAAUUUGUUGAUAUUAAUGAGCUGCUCAAGCAAUUAACAUCCAAAGAUUAUGCAGAAGCUAUCAGAAGGAAUAUAAGUGAUUAUAUAACAUGGCAAGAUCCUCAGCAUUAUGGAGCAGAAGUAAUUAUGCCUGAAGACCAUGGUACAGCACACAUUUCAGUUUUGGCACCUAAUGGUGAUGCUGUAUCUGCCACCAGCACUAUCAACUUAUAUUUUGGAGCAAAGAUACGAUCAGUCAGUACUGGCAUCAUCCUUAAUGAUGAAAUGGAUGACUUCUCAGCACCCAACAUAAGCAAUUAUUAUAAUAUUCCACCAUCACCAAACAACUAUAUUGAGCCAAAGAAACGCCCAUUAUCUUCAAUGGUCCCCUCCAUCUUUGUUGAUGGAAAUGGUGACGUGGAACUUGUGACAGGUGCAGCAGGUGGAACAAAAAUAACUACUUCUACAGCUUUGGUGGCUAUGCAGAAUCUGUGGUUUAAUAAAAAUAUAAAGGAAGCUAUUGAUGCACCAAGAUUUCACCAUCAGCUGUUUCCGAUGCGUUUGCAGUAUGAAUAUGGAGUUCUUCAGCAAAUAAUACAAGGACUACAGAAAAUUGGUCAUGAAACAGAGAGGCUAAUAUCAGCUGGAUCAGCAGUUACAGGCAUUGCAAGGAAAGGUGGAAAAAUUUAUGCCAAUACAGAUUUUCGACGGGGAGGAAUAACAGCAGGAUUCUGAUCAAGGAAUUGUUAGUGUUAUGUUUUAAGCCUAUUAUUAAGUUGUGCAUGUCUUUUCCCUGAUUCUACUAGAGGUAUCAGUAUUAACAUACACCAUGAAGCAGAGGCCUCCUCGAGAAGCUAGUACUUGCUCAGUCAGUCAAGCUAUCCCUGCCCUUUAUGGAACCUGAGGAGUCAUUAUCAUAUUCACAAAAGUCAAGCAAGUCUGAGACCUCGUGUGACAUUUCAUAAUAUGCAGUUUUCAUGCUCAGAAGUUGUCAGCCCCUUAUCCAACUCCCAGUCUACAGGAUCACACCUUAUUGGCUGUCUGAGACUGCUUAUUUAAUAUAAUUGCUGCAAUUACCGUGAAUAUCUGCAAACCAUCUCCUCUCACAAGCUGAAGACAUGCCAUACCAUUGUGACAGACAGUAUUAAGAAUAGUAAUUGAUUUUAUUUGAGACACUUGGUAUGAACAUUGUGCCAUUGGUGACCUCUCAAAUUUAGUAUAUUUUCACUUUGUCAUAAAAAUCUCAACAUAGCAGGCCUGGGAACUUGUGAGACUGGACAACAUUAGCACCAUUCAACAAAGGAUCUUGAAACUUAGUAUUCAAAUAGAUCUGUAAGAAAUAUGCAACUUUCAUGCAGAUAUUUAUAGGAAGCUAGAAAAUAACAAAAUGGGGGCUGCCCAAAAUAAUUCGGUGUGGUGAUGAUUUGUACAAUUUUAUGUGUUAAAUUUAUAUUGUAAUGUGCUAGUAAUAUCAAUAGUAUUAAAAUCUACAACCCUUCACAAUUGCAAAAGUGCAGCAUACAAACAAUUAUCUUAAUACUUGUUUUCAGCAAUGAACUGAAAUAAUAGUAGACUAUGUGUGAACUUAAAAAUCAGUAAGGAAAUGCAGUCUGUGCUUAGAAGAAAGUGUGACGUGAUGAUGUUCAUAAAGAGUAGCAUGUACUUACAAUGAACGUAUACUGACUGCAUUCCUGGAAAUCUGGACAGGACCUUGAGAUCAUCCUUAAAGUACAGGGGUGGAUUUAGAGUCAAGUUAUUCAGAUGGCUCUGAGUGUUGCUACAUCUCUUCAGUUCUUGUACUUUUCUCAUAACAUAUAGAUGACAAUUGAAAGCAAAAUUAUCUCCUUGCUAUGUAUUACAUCAUGAAGAUGAAUAAAGCUGCUCAAAUCCUAGCUGAGUGGGUACUAAAUGGAAGUGAGCAGUCAAUUUUAAGUUCAAAAUAAAUUUAUCGCAUUAAAAAAGAGCCCUGCAUCCACUAAAUACCAGGUUAGGUUAGUUCCAGAGCCAUUCUGUAAGAAAAGAUCACAACACACACAUCAAGGAUCAACUAAUAGUCAUCCAUUCCAAACUUUUAAUAUUACCAACUGAAUUAUAAUUGCAGUUGGUAACAGUCUUUAUCACCCUGACUUCACAUUCAGAUGGUUAUAGAACCUAUUCUCAGAGUGCAAAUACUGGACCUUCCAGGUAAAUGCUGUGACAGUAGACAACUUGAAAUAAGGCUACUUAUCAUAAGAUCCUCUCCACUUCUUCAUUUUCAUUAUCCUUCCAUUUGAUGGUACACAAUCUAUUUAGUUAAGAAAAAAAACUAAGUGACUUUUAUUGAAUAAUCAAAUAUAUCUUCUUAUAUUGCAUAAGUAGAAUGUACAUUUUUGUUGCAGCAUACAAGACAGCCAACCAUAAUUUAUCUAUAACUCAGUUUGUAACUCUGAGAAAUGAAAUUAAGUAAUAAAGCUUUGCCAUUCCUA